Messenger RNA from Ornithorhynchus anatinus (platypus), 1169 nucleotides. RefSeq names its product clathrin light chain B (gene CLTB). NCBI's taxonomy places the organism in Eukaryota, Metazoa, Chordata, Mammalia, Monotremata, Ornithorhynchidae. Gene Ontology annotation, biological process: clathrin coat assembly; clathrin-dependent endocytosis; intracellular protein transport. The transcript has 6 exons. Gene Ontology annotation, molecular function: structural molecule activity; clathrin heavy chain binding. Gene Ontology annotation, cellular component: synaptic vesicle membrane; clathrin coat of trans-Golgi network vesicle; plasma membrane. Bases 126 to 815 code for a protein of 229 amino acids. The record is from RefSeq and is a predicted model, not a curated record.
GCCGCUCCUGCAGUCGCUCGUGCAGCAGCAGCAGCAGGUCCUGCAGCUCUGCAACCCGUGCAACCGGUGCAACCGGUGCAGCUGCCGCGCCGGGGUCCCCCGGAGGUGGCGGCGGGGAGGCGAAAAUGGCUGAUGACUUCGGCUUCUUCUCGUCGUCGGAGAGCGGGGCGGCGGAGGCCCCCGAGGAGGACCCGGCCGCCGCCUUCCUGGCGCAGCAGGAGAGCGCCAUCGCCGGCAUCGAGAACGACGAGGGCUUCGGGCCGGCCGAAGGCGCCCCCGCCGCGGGCCCGCAGACCCCCGACACCCCCGCCGCCGCCUUCGAGGACCUGGGAACCACUGUCAAUGGAGACGUAUUUCAGGAAGCGAACGGUCCCUCGGAUGGCUACGCCGCCAUCGCUCGAGCCGACCGGUUGACCCAGGAGCCCGAAAGCAUCCGCAAGUGGAGAGAGGAGCAGAAGAAGCGACUGCAGGAGCUGGAUGCCGCCUCCAAGGUGACCGAGCAGGAGUGGCGGGAAAAGGCCCAAAAGGACCUGGAGGAGUGGAAUGUGCGGCAGAACGAGCAAAUGGAAAAGAACAAGGUCAACAACAGGAUCGCUGACAAGGCAUUCUACCAGCAGCCAGAUGCCGAUGUCAUAGGCUACGUGGCGUCGGAAGAGGCCUUCCUGAAGGAGUCCAAGGAGGAGGCGCCCGGCAGCGAGUGGGAGAAGGUGGCCCAGCUGUGCGACUUCAACCCCAAGAGCAGCAAGCAGAGCAAGGACGUCUCCCGCAUGCGCUCAGUGCUCAUCUCCCUGAAGCAGACCCCGCUGGCCCGUUAGGGAAACCAAAGAGCGGAGGGCGGGGAGGAGGAGGAGGAAGAGGAGGAGGAGCAACAACAAGCAAGCGGCAGCUGCUACUUCCGCUCUGAAGCCCACCGUCAGCUUCUCCCCUUAUGGCCACAGCACAAAACCAGUCGUUCCCCCCCAGCUCCCUCUCCCCAAGUCCGGAGGUCCGACCCGGCUUCCCUCCCACCCCCCACAUACACACACACUCCUUCCCCAGUUGCCCCACUGCUCCCGGAGUCUGGUUGUGAUUGCCCCCCACCCUCCCUAACUGCCCCCCCCACUUGGUUUCUUUUUUUUUCUUGGCUUAAAGGGUGUGUUGUUAUCUCUUUUUACACUUAUUUAUUACCA